GAGCUCCUGUCGUCACGUUCUGUGGCGAAUGUUCACGUAUGUAUGUUUUGAAAUGAUAACACGGGCGUGUGAGCGCUGGUGUCACACAGCCUCUGUGCGAUACGGAGGGAAGUUGCCCCGGGAGGAAAUGGUAACGCGACAGAGCCCAGAAGUCCAAGUUCAAAAUGAGGUCCAGGGAGCCACUCUUGUUGCCGGGUUACUGGCCCCCGUUCUAAAACAAUGCCAGCAGACACAGAGGUGGCCUCCCAAAGUGGAGGCUAUGACGUGGAGUGGUUUGUGGAAACCCCAGACCACGAUCUGAUCUGCACCAUCUGCCAGGGGGUCCUGCGUUGUCCUGUCAGAGCAACAUGCCACCACAUUUUCUGCAAGAAGUGCAUUUUACGGUGGCUGAAAAGACAGGAGACGUGCCCUUGCUGCAGAAAGCCGAUUAACGCCUGCAAGAUCUAUGUCAUGUUCAAACUCAGCAAGUCCAUUGGACACUUGAAGAUAAAGGUAUCUGUGCAAGAACGAGAUCCGUGGCUGCGCGGUCACCUUCCCCCUCUCGGAGCAGUACUGCCACAAAAUGAGCUGCGUGUACGAGCUCAUCCUGUGCCCGUACCAAGGCUGCCACGCUCAGCUCCUGCGCGGCGACCUGGACGCCCACUCGCGGCGCUGCGAGCACUGGCGGGAGCCCUGCCACAUGGGCUGCGGCACCAUCCUGUCCCAGGGCACCCGGGGCCAGCACAACUGCUACAUGGAACUGAAGCAGCGCUACAAGUCCAGGCACAAGGACUACAGCCUCAUGGCCGUGGCCCUGCAGAGGAAGAUGAGGAGGAUGCAGAAGACAAUGACCCACGUGAAGGAGCAGAUCGAGUUGAUAUGCGGGAGCCUGCAGGCGUCGGAGGACGCCAACGAGGCGGAGGCGGACUUGGUCGAGGCGAGCUCCAGUUCUGCCGAGUCGUCAAGCGGCGACGGCACCAGCUGAGAGAAGAGUUGGGGCUGCCGUGUUUGUACAUGUGUUCAUUCUUUGGUGUUGUGUGUUGCCGCAUGCAGGUAUCAUCUCAUUUAAAGGCCUACUGAAACCUACUACUACCCA
Nerophis ophidion (straightnose pipefish) is the source of this 1075-nucleotide messenger RNA. It is a transcript of the gene rnf151, whose product is annotated as ring finger protein 151. The record is from RefSeq and is a predicted model, not a curated record. The transcript is spliced from 5 exons. Gene Ontology annotation, molecular function: zinc ion binding; ubiquitin protein ligase activity. Gene Ontology annotation, biological process: proteasome-mediated ubiquitin-dependent protein catabolic process. NCBI's taxonomy places the organism in Eukaryota, Metazoa, Chordata, Actinopteri, Syngnathiformes, Syngnathidae. The coding region runs from base 220 to 1059 and encodes 279 amino acids.